CAUCUCUCUUUCUCUCUCUCUCUCUCUGUCUCUCUCUCUGUCUCUCUCUCUGUCUCUCUCUCUCCCACUCUUUGUCUGAGUUUUAUGAGUUGAUCAGUUUCAUAAUUUUGUAUGGUUAUUGUUGGAUGUUGUUUUAGGUUUUUAUUCAUAACAUGAAGCUUAAAAGUGGAUAGAGAUCGAGGAUCUGCAUAAACCUCUAUAUCUGGUUACUUAUAUAUAGAGAGAGAGUUAUAAAUACUUACAACACUGCUUAUUCUAUUUGUUUCUUUUGAGAGAAUUUCUUUAAAAAAAAAAAAACAUUGUCUCUUGGGUUGAAUCCAAUAUGAUGAUGAUUAUUUUAUAUAUUCACCCAUGUAUAUUAAGCCUAGCUAAUCAAGUAUCAAUUUAUUUCUCUUUUAUCACUUAGUUGGUGUUUUUUUUUUUGGGUUUUUUGUCUUUGGAUUUUCUUUUUUCCUUUUUUUUUUCCCCUUUUUUGGUUUGUAAAAAACCAAGAUCCAUGGCCCAUGAUAUGCAAACUCUGGAGGUGGUCAAGUUCAUUGGUUUAUGUAAGAGAAGAUGAUGAAAAGCUUUAUGUUCCACCAACAACAACAGCAACAGCAACAACAACAACAAGUUUUGGAAGAGAAUAUGUCUAAUUUAACUUCAGCUUCUGCAUCUGGUGAAGCCAGUAUUUCAUCUGGGAAUAGAACUGAAGCUGGUUCUAAUUAUCCUCAACAGUACUUCACCACUAGUCAACAACCUCAAACUCAGCCAGUUAAGAGAAAGAGAAACCUACCAGGCAACCCAGACCCAGAUGCAGAAGUGAUCGCUUUGUCACCAAAGACACUCAUGGCGACAAAUAGAUUCGUGUGUGAGAUCUGCAACAAAGGGUUCCAAAGAGACCAGAACCUUCAGCUUCAUAGAAGAGGGCAUAAUUUGCCAUGGAAGUUAAAGCAAAGAACAAACAAAGAGGUGAGGAAGAAGGUGUAUGUAUGUCCAGAAACAAACUGUGUGCACCAUGAUCCGUCGAGGGCGCUGGGGGACUUGACUGGAAUCAAGAAGCACUUCUCGAGGAAACAUGGCGAGAAGAAGUGGAAAUGUGAAAAGUGUUCGAAGAAGUAUGCGGUUCAAUCGGAUUGGAAAGCUCACUCCAAGACUUGUGGCACCAGAGAAUAUAGAUGUGACUGUGGAACCCUCUUCUCACGGAGGGAUAGUUUCAUCACCCAUAGAGCCUUCUGUGAUGCUUUAGCAGUGGAGAGUGCAAGAGCAAUAAACCCACUUCUCUCCCCUCAUCAACCAGGCACAGCAGCAGCAUCUCACAUGAAUUUACAAGUGCCCCAAUUCAAUCCCCAUGACAUCAAACUCCAAGCAUUUUCACUUAAGAAAGAGCAGCAAAGUUUCACGCCUCUAAGGCCAGAGAUUCCACCAUGGCUGGCUAGCCAACCGAUGCUCGGGGCUGGUCCUGGCCCACCACACCCUAUCGACCUUUCCUCCCCCUCAUCAUCAAUAUUCUCCCCGAGAUUAGAUCAUCAAGAUUUAACACUUCAUGGAACCCCCAGCGCUAACCCUAGUCUUGUCCCCACACUCCCUCCAUACCAUCACACAGCACUGCCUUCCCCUCACAUGUCGGCCACUGCAUUGCUCCAGAAAGCAGCUCAUAUGGGUGCGACCAUGAGCCGUAAAUCUGGGUCAUCAUCAGUACCGUCCACUGUUGCAGCAGCAGCAUCUGCCUCUUUGAUGAGACCCCACCAACAAACUCACGUGUCUCCCGAUUCUGCUGGCACUAACAACAACACAACAACAGCUGGUUUUGGACUCGACUUGCCUUCACGUGAAGAACUAGAUGUGGGUAGCAGCAGUGGCAUUAUCCACGGCUUGGCUCCUUUCGGGAACCGUAAACCUGCUGCCAAUGCAGGCGAUGAUGAUGAUGAUAAUAAUAAUAUUGCUGGCUCAGGUGCUACUCCUUCCCUUCUUCAAGACAUGAUUAACUCUUUGUCUUCUGCCACUGGAUUUGACGCCACUAAUUCCUUUGAUGACAUUGCAUUUGGUGGGAUUUUUAACGCAACAAAGAAGCUAUGUGGCAGUUCCAUCAACGAAUCCUUCUCGAAAACAACUACACCAACAGUACCCACGACGACAAACGGCACUAGAAACGAUCACCAUGGAAGUACUGCCGGUAGUACCACCACCACCACCACUCAGGGUGGUGAUCAAGGCUUGACAAGAGAUUUCUUGGGUCUUCGAGCUUUCUCUCAUACCGAUAUUCUCAACAUUGCCGGUCCUGGUCGUAAUUACUGCAUCGACACUUCGCAAGAACAACACAACCAGUCUCAAAAACCAUGGCAAGGUUAGGUAAUAUAGCAACUCUUUUUUGUUCAAAUGCUAUAUCUUAAAUUUUAUAAGCUCCUUUUUCGUGUUUUAUUCUGUUUCUUUAUCUUUAAUUAAUUUCCUUCUACCUUUUGCUACAAUCUUUCUAAAGGGAAGGACCUCUAAAAAUACUGAUAUAUAUAAUAAUAUCAGUUCUUCUUCAUAUUCA
Molecule: messenger RNA, 2515 nt
Organism: Gossypium raimondii (Peruvian cotton)
Lineage: Eukaryota; Viridiplantae; Streptophyta; Magnoliopsida; Malvales; Malvaceae
Product: protein indeterminate-domain 7
Exons: 3
Coding region: 556-2331 (591 amino acids)
Cellular component (GO): nucleus
Molecular function (GO): DNA-binding transcription factor activity
Source: RefSeq, a predicted model, not a curated record